AUGGUGAAACGCACGACGCACCGCGUGGCACACUGGAGCAUGCUGUCUAACGCGUAUGGCGAUGGCACAAUACCAAAAAGCUUCAACACGGGCAGCAACAACGAGGGCAGCCCCAACACGGGCAGCCCCAACACGGGCAGUCCCAGCACGGGUAGCCCCAACAAGGAAAGCCCUGGCAAGGGAAGCACCAGCACGGAUAUCCCCGGCACGGGCAGCCCCAGCAAGGGCAGCCCUAAAAAGGACCGCACGGGCAGCCCCAGCAUGGAUAUUCCCGGCACGGGCAGGGGCAGCCUCAACGAGGCCCUUACCACGCAGGUGGCGACGGAGGUGGCGGUGGGAGCGCUGCGGCUGACCUUCAGCAAGCAGGCCAUGCGGAGCGGCGUGACUGUGUGGUGGCAGGGGCGUGGGAGCUUGAGCUCUGGAGGCUCCAGCAACGGGGGCUCCAGCUACGGGUAUUCGAGCCACGUGGAUUCGGGUAGCAAAGCGGGGGGUGUCUCGUGCGCGCAGGUCAAGUUUUUUGGGAAGGCCGGCUGCCAGGGCAAGGAGGUGGAUAGCAUGGUCAACACUGCCACUGCAGCCAAGUCCCCAAGCACAAAGAAGAAGCUCCGAAGUUGGGCUUCCGUAGCUUCUGUUCUCUGCGCUGUUCCUGAGCAGCAGAAGGAAGACACGCCACAGCAGCCGCAUCAGACAGGAGUUACGCCGUAG
Molecule: messenger RNA, 705 nt
Organism: Closterium sp. Naga37s-1
Lineage: Eukaryota; Viridiplantae; Streptophyta; Zygnematophyceae; Desmidiales; Closteriaceae
Source: the annotation of a GenBank genome assembly